This is a messenger RNA of Labeo rohita (rohu), 1907 nucleotides long. Its product is annotated as multiple epidermal growth factor-like domains protein 6. Gene Ontology annotation, molecular function: extracellular matrix protein binding; transmembrane signaling receptor activity; extracellular matrix binding. Gene Ontology annotation, biological process: cell migration. The record is from RefSeq and is a predicted model, not a curated record. Bases 92 to 1117 code for a protein of 341 amino acids. Gene Ontology annotation, cellular component: external side of plasma membrane; extracellular matrix; membrane. NCBI's taxonomy places the organism in Eukaryota, Metazoa, Chordata, Actinopteri, Cypriniformes, Cyprinidae. The transcript has a single exon.
AAUGGGGUUUCAAAAGGUAUACAUAUUUAAAGCUUUGAACACUGUAUUCUCAUGCAGCUCAAGUUGCUGUACAUCUUGAAAUCACAAUAGGAUGGAUUCUCAUAAAGAAACGAUUUUGUUUAUGUUAAUUUUGUCUUGCGCUGGAAUGGCAUAUAGCUGUGCUUGUUCAAGAAAUCUAAAAUAUUGUGCAAACGUUUACCAAAAGCCAGCGGACUUUCAAACGGCUCAACAAAAUUGCAGAGAACAGGGCGGCCAGUUAUCUAUCCAGUCGAAUGCAUCAAAUGAAGUUGUCGACUAUCUUCUUAAUAACCUGAUCGGGCACUUUUGGACCGGACUCUAUCUCCCAAGCGGCAAGUGUAACGCGAGCAUAUUAGGCGAAGGCUAUUGGAAUACGGAAUUUACCAAUUUGGAGACCGAAGACACGUCGUGCGUUCCGCUCUGUGUGUCUGUCUCCAGCGACGGAAAGCGGACGCCGAGACCAUGCACGGACAGACUGGAUGGAUUUUUGUGUGAGGACUUUAAAGGGGAUCUUUGCAAAGGAAGUGCGGACAUUCUGGAUGAUUGGCAUUGUGUGUUUGCGCCGUGUGAACAUACAUGUACUCAUAUAGACGCUGGAUAUAGGUGUUCAUGUAGAGAACGAUUCCGUCCAAAUGUACGAGAUCCACGCCGCUGUGAUUUCUUUUGCGCAAGGACACCUUGUGAGGCGUUAUGUAUGAGAAGCGGGUCGGCGUGUUGGUGUCCGGCAGGUUUUGUUAGAAGUGACCAAACCUGCGAAGAUAUAGAUGAAUGUGAAUCAAAUCACGGUUGCGCACACAAGUGCAUAAAUACUUUGGGAGGUUAUAAAUGUGCUUGCUUUGAACCAUUCAUCGUCGUUAAUGGAACUGAAUGCACUCUUUAUCCUAGUCUAUACAGUGGUCAAGUAUUGACACCGUCACCGAACUAUAUAGCAAGAGGGGCACUGUCGACCCCAGGAGAGUACGCUGGCGUGAUCAUAUUCCUAGUAGUGGCUCUUUUGGCUCUAUUAGUACUCGUGCAUUAUUUGCGCGGUCGUAAAGCAACUGUACAAGAAUGCAAUCCACCAGAUUAUGACGAGUUUCAAAAAAGUGUAUCAAAGUAAAUGAUUAUUGCUACAUAACAGUAUUUAUUUAUUUAUUUUUUAUUUUUUAUAAAAGCCAGUGGUAAUGCCUCUGUGUACACAUCAAGUUAUAUGUUUGUUACUGUAUACAUUCUGUGAAGAAUUAGACUUGGAAUGACAUCUUAUAUAAACAUCAUAUAAACAAAUAUAAACAUCUUAAUAUAGCCAAAACUUCUGUUAUGUUAAAAAUUGAAAACUAAAAAAAAAAGGUAUUGAAAAAUUGUUUUCAAAACUGAUCUGGCAGUAUUGCUCUGUAAGAAUUAUUAGCAGUGUAAUAGACCAUGUGGAAAUGGAUGUGGGCUGGGCACUCUAUGAUGCUGCUUCUUUAGGCCAAAUGUUUUCUGUGCAGGAUGUUGGGUGUUUCACUCUUUCUUUCUUCUUUCUUUUUUUUUUAUUUUUAUUUAUUUUUUUUUUUUUAUAAAAGCCAGUGGUAAUGCCUCUGUGUACACAUCAAGUUAUAUGUUUGUUACUGUAUACAUUCUGUGAAGAAUUAGACUUGGAAUGACUGUAAACAUCUUAAUAUAGCCAAAACUUCUGUUAUGUUAAAAAUUGAAAACUAAAAAAAAAAUGUAUUGAAAAAUUGUUUUCAAAACUGAUCUGGCAGUAUUGCUCUGUAAGAAUUAUUAGCAGUGUAAUAGACCAUGUGGAAAUGGAUGUGGGCUGGGCACUCUAUGAUGCUGCUUCUUUAGGCCAAAUGUUUUCUGUGCAGGAUGUUGGGUGUUUCACUCUUUCUUUCUUCUUUCUUUCUUUCUUUCUUGUUUUUUUUUUUCAA